This is a messenger RNA of Trematomus bernacchii (emerald rockcod), 4364 nucleotides long. RefSeq names its product dynamin-2-like. The transcript is spliced from 20 exons. The record is from RefSeq and is a predicted model, not a curated record. Gene Ontology annotation, cellular component: membrane; cytoplasm; microtubule. Bases 211 to 2772 code for a protein of 853 amino acids. Gene Ontology annotation, molecular function: microtubule binding; GTP binding; GTPase activity. NCBI's taxonomy places the organism in Eukaryota, Metazoa, Chordata, Actinopteri, Perciformes, Nototheniidae.
ACUUUUAUCAUGCAAUCAUCCAGCGCUGUCUGCAGCUGGGACUUUUCACUCUAACCGUCCUUGUGUUUUCAUUGAAUAAACUCACAGAAGCUUUGACAGACUGCGGUGCCGUCUGGGAACUUUUGUUUGGCUGGAAGAGCGACCCUUUGGCUCUUAUUUGACCGGGGAGCAGAGCAGGAUAAAGCCCGCUGGGCUGACCGAGGUGCCGCUAUGGGAAACCGGGGGAUGGAAGACCUAAUUCCCCUCAUCAACAAGCUCCAGGACGCCUUCAGCUCCAUCGGCCAGUCCUGCAACUUGGAUCUGCCGCAGAUAGCUGUCGUCGGCGGCCAAAGCGCAGGGAAGAGCUCCGUGUUGGAAAAUUUCGUCGGAAGGGACUUCUUACCCAGAGGAUCUGGCAUCGUCACCCGUCGUCCGCUCAUCCUCCAGCUGGUUAACUCUAAAGUGGAGUAUGCAGAGUUCCUGCACUGUAAGGGCCGUAAGUUUGUGGACUUUGAUGAGGUCCGUCUGGAGAUUGAAGCGGAGACUGAGAGGAUCACCGGAUCCAACAAGGGCAUCUCCACCGUCCCCAUCAACCUCCGUGUCUACUCCCCUAAUGUGCUGAACCUGACCCUGAUCGAUCUGCCGGGGAUGACCAAGGUUGCCGUGGGAGACCAGCCUGUGGACAUCGAGCACCAGAUCAUGGAAAUGCUGAUGCAGUUCAUCACCAAGGACAGCUGUCUGAUCCUGGCUGUCACACCGGCCAACACUGACCUGGCCAACUCCGAUGCCCUCAAGAUUUCCAAGGAGGUGGACCCUCAGGGUCUACGGACCAUCGGUGUGAUCACCAAGCUGGACCUGAUGGAUGAAGGGACGGACGCACGAGACAUCCUGGAAAACAAACUACUGCCGCUCCGCAGAGGUUACAUCGGGGUGGUGAACCGCAGUCAGAAGGACAUUGAUGGAAAGAAAGACAUCCGCGCUGCUUUGGCUGCUGAGAGGAAGUUCUUCCUGUCCCACCCAGGGUACAGACACAUUGCAGAACGCAUGGGCACACCACACCUGCAGAAGACCCUCAAUCAGCAACUGACAAAUCACAUCCGUGAUACGUUGCCAGGGUUACGCAGUAAGCUGCAAAGCCAGGUGCUAUCGUUGGAGAAAGAGGUGGAGGAGUACAAGAACUUCCGCCCCGACGACCCAACGCGCAAGACCAAGGCUUUGCUCCAAAUGGUGCAGCAGUUUGGUGUGGACUUUGAGAAGUGCAUCGAGGGCUCUGGUGAUCAGGUGGACACCUCCAACCUGUCAGGUGGAGCAAAGAUCAACCGCAUCUUCCACGAGCGAUUUCCCUUCGAGCUCGUGAAGAUGGAGUUUGAUGAGAAGGAGCUGAGGAGAGAGAUCAGUUACGCCAUCAAGAACAUCCACGGAGUCAGGACAGGCCUGUUCACCCCAGACUUGGCGUUUGAGGCCAUAGUGAAAAAGCAGCUCAUUAAGCUGAAAGAGCCCUGUCUGAAAUGCAUCGACCUGGUCAUCCAGGAGCUCAUCAACACAGUCAGACAGUGCACUAAUAAGCUGGGAUCGUACCCUCGACUGAGAGAAGAGACGGAGAGAAUCGUCACCACCUACGUUAGAGAGAGAGACAGCAAGACCAAAGACCAGGUGCUGCUGUUGAUCGACAUUGAGCUCUCCUACAUCAACACUAAUCAUGAGGACUUCAUUGGAUUUGCCAAUGCCCAGCAAAGGACGGCUGCUAACAUCACCAAGAAGAGAGUCAUGCCCAAUCAGGUCAUCCGCAGAGGCUGGCUCACAAUCAACAUCAGCAUCAUGAAGGGAGGAUCCAAGGACUACUGGUUUGUCCUGACAGCUGAGUCUCUCUCCUGGUACAAAGAUGAGGAGGAAAAAGAGAAGAAGUACAUGCUGCCUCUGGACAACCUGAAGCUGAGAGAUGUGGAGAAGGGCUUCAUGUCCAGCAAACAAGUCUUCGCCAUCUUUAGCACUGAACAGAGGAAUGUGUACAAAGACCUGCGUCAGAUUGAGCUGGCGUGUGACGCUCAGGAGGACGUGGACAGCUGGAAGGCCUCGUUCCUCAGAGCUGGUGUUUACCCAGAGAAAGAUCAGCCUGCGAGUGAAGAUGUGAUGAACCCGAGCGACACCGUGUCCAUGGACCCACAGCUGGAGCGGCAGGUGGAGACCAUCCGCAACCUGGUGGACUCGUACAUCGGCAUCGUUAACAAGUCCAUCAGAGACCUCAUGCCCAAGACCAUCAUGCACCUCAUGAUCAACAGUGCGAAGGACUUCAUCCACUCCGAGCUGCUGGCCUACCUGUACUCGGCCGGGGACCAGGGCAGUAUGAUGGAGGAGUCCCCGGAGCAGGCCCAGAGGAGAGACGAGAUGCUGAGGAUGUACCACGCUCUGAAAGAGGCCCUCGUCCUCAUAGGAGACAUCAGCACCACCACCAUUUCUGUCCCAGUGCCUCCACCUGUAGACGACAAAUGGAUUGCCAAGGACCCGAGUCCUCCACCUGCGUCCCGCCCUGCCGCAGCAACAGCGCCCCCUCCCAGCAGACCCCCUGCAGUGAGGGGCCCCACCCCAGGCCCUCCGCCCCCUCUCAACCCCUCCCCAGCAUUCGGGGGACCGCCCGUUCCGACUCGCCCACCGGGACAAACGGCCUACGCCGGGGAUCCAAACUCUGGAUCUGUGCCUCUAGUUCCUUCACGGCCGGCCCGCGUGCCUCCCGCUCUGCCGCCAGGGAUUCCCAGGCGACCUCCACAAGUCCCCUCUCGUGCAAACCACUGGUGAAGGAUCUCAGAUGUCCUGCACUCCGACUUGUAGCCACACAGCGUCUGACUUUAUAACCUCCUAUGUCCACAUUCUGGAACUGGAUAUAUAUUUUUUGUAAAUAUUUGUAAGGAUUGAAAUGAUGCAGAAUUAUUUGUGUUGAGCUCGCCUCAGCUCACAACAUGGCGUAUAACCUCUGAACAGACAGGCAUGUUAUUAAGCUGGCACUUAGCGUUUAUUAUGUCUGUUACCUCUCAGUAAGUGCUGUUGAAAUACUUGAUAUUUCUCUGACUUGAUCAAUUGGAGGGUGGAUAUGUCAACUUGGAAAAGGAAGAAAAAUCUGUUCGACAAAUUCAAGAAACAAUCUUGAAACAAAGCUGGCAUAAGAUACUGUAUCAUUAAAAUGUGUUAAUGCACACUAUGAUCUAUAAAUAUGACUCCUCUCUGGCCGCCACAUUUGUCACUGUGAUAAAAGUAGAAAUGCUUUAAUGAAGUAACUUUGGGAAUUUAAUCAUUUGAACCCAUCCAGUUUUGUUUCAGAUAUUACUCUGACAAAUGCAGUUAAUUAACCUUAUACCAACUUUAACUUAAUGUCAGGGGUGUUUUUGUUUAAAGUGUAAAGGUCAGACGUUAGGGGGAGCUACAUCAGCAGAAAAUAAGUGCUUCUUUGCCGAUUUGGUCUCAAGUGGCUCAAAGGGAAAACACUACAAACGACAAGCAGUGAUGUUUAAUAGACUAUUUUGUAUAAAAUAUCCCAAAUUACCAGUAAAUAUGGUGCUGUAUGCUGUCAUUAGAUCAUGAUAUGAGCACUAAGGUCUCAUGAUGUACCUGCACAAUAUGCAAUUCCUAACAGAACACAUUUAAAAAAAUAUUACUCUGUUACUAUUUUAUUUAUUUAUCAAAGACAACUCACAACAAACCAUGUAUUUCCUGUGUAAAAAAUGCAUUUAUUGAUAUCAAUAAUCCCCAUGUAAACCUGAAUUUUACUUAUUCUAUUGAAAUGUGUAUUAAAAGCUUGUUCUUAUAAAACAAAACACAGCGGCUGUCUGAGCAGAAUCGAAACGUCACAUUCUGUUGACACAAACAUACAUCUCAGAAAAGGAAAGUUGGAUCGUCUAGAAAAACAAACAGAGACACACAAACACACAUCUACCAAUCAGUAUGUUCACACUGAAUAAUCCUGAUACAUGUCCGAACCGACAUAAAAACAUACCUAUUACAUAUUCAUCUGGAAGCGUACUGACACAUUGUACAUUAUUGGCAAUCACGCUUAAAAUCAUCUCAGCAUGGACUCGAGCUGUAAAAAAAAAGAAGUCAGUAACAUCUCUAUGAAAACGGCUGUAACCAAGGAAACACCUCGUCAGACGGACAUAUCUCUAAAAUAAAGGAGAGAUCGUAAACUGCCAGGAAGAACAAAUACACCAACAACACUAUUGCACAUUGUUAUCCCUUGUACACCAGCAGACCAAGAGCUCUGUUGAUCACUUGUAGAGUUGUGUCAUUUAAAGGGCCCAUGUCAUGGCCAUUUCCAUUAUUGAGGUCUACUAUAAUAGAUUUAUAUUGUGCAAUUUUCCAAACUCACAUUGGUUUCGCAUACAGCAUCUCUGUAAACU